Molecule: messenger RNA, 1265 nt
Organism: Schistosoma haematobium
Lineage: Eukaryota; Metazoa; Platyhelminthes; Trematoda; Strigeidida; Schistosomatidae
Exons: 7
Coding region: 228-803 (191 amino acids)
Source: RefSeq, a predicted model, not a curated record
AAAAUUAACAUUUUAUUCAUUAUAAGUUUGUGAUUAACGGACACACUAAUUGAAUAGCAAUUUACUGGCUUUUGAUUGGUCAGUAUUUGUAGUCCAGACACGAAUGUCUAUCAUAGGACCAUUGACGUUUUUCACACGGAUAAAUUUAUUUCCAUGCUUGUGUAGCUAAACUUAUUUCUCGGAUUUUUAUUCGCAUACAUCUCCAAGUAUUCUAAAGUGGUUGAAGAAUGAAAAGUGGCUUGGAAUAUUUUGGGAUCUUUUUGUACAUUAUGGUGAAUAUUCUGAGUAAACACCAAUAUCAAGCAGUGCGUUGUUACGUAUGUGACUAUUGUCCGAUGGUAACGAGUGAAUCAAUAACAAAUUACAACAAUUGUUCAUCUUGCGUGAUGGGUGGUAGUGGUUUCGGAAUUCACAGAAUAUGUGUGUUUGAUGGUAAGAUACCCAUUAACUUCCCAAACGAAAAUCGAGAGACUUGUUCCAAUGAAUUGUGUAAUGGGAAAACAGUUGAUAACACUGCACAACGUCCACUAGGGCCUAUAGCAAAACCAAUCAGUUGCUACACUUGUUUGAAUUGUACAAAAGGUAACCAAAAUGUUAUUGACGGUUGUGGUGGAUGUGUGACAACUCAUGGUUCUGGGGUUACUAGUAAAUUUUGUGGACCUACAUGUGAUAAAUUGGUACAUGCGUAUACAGUCGGUUGUUGCUCAACAGAUAAAUGUAAUGGAAUGACAAAAUUAUCUAUUCAUCGUCAUGUUAUUGUUGUUCUGUUUGUUUGCAUGGGAAUCAGUAAAUACAUUCUCUGAAUGACUAAGUCCAUAAUCUUCACUGAUUUAUGUAAUUGCUUCUAAUUUAUAUAUAUUUUGGUCAUUUUAAUUGAAAUGUAUUCAUUAAUUAACACCCUAACUUCUUGCAUAUACAUUCACACCAUUAAUUUAUUGCUUUUUGAAAUAGUUCACUAUUUACUACAUUUAUCGUAAUAUUUGUAAUAAAUUUCUAUUUUGAACGUAAAUCUACUUGUUCUAGAGAAUAACAGUUAGCUGAGGUAAAUUUCAAGAAAACUAAUUUGUAAUUGAAUAUAUGAUAAGAUUCGAUCUGCACUAAGAAGGAGCUGACAUACAUAACAUUGUUCACCACACACACGGCCCGGAUAGCUCAAUGGUAACGUAUCUGACUGUGAAGCUGAGUGACACGGGAUUGAAUCCGUCAGGGGUCAUCAGUUCCCACAAGAUUACAAGUACACCUUGCUGACGAGUGCCAAGUAGCAC